Micromonas pusilla CCMP1545 is the source of this 726-nucleotide messenger RNA. RefSeq lists its product as uncharacterized. The record is from RefSeq and is a predicted model, not a curated record. The transcript has 4 exons. Lineage: Eukaryota; Viridiplantae; Chlorophyta; Mamiellophyceae; Mamiellales; Mamiellaceae. The coding region runs from base 1 to 726 and encodes 241 amino acids. Gene Ontology annotation, cellular component: chloroplast thylakoid lumen.
AUGACGUCCAUCGCGACCUCGCGCGUCGUCGCGCCGGUCGGUCGCGGCCGCGUCGGCGACCGCGCGCGGCGCGCGCGCGCGCCGCGCGCGGCCGUCGCGAACGCCGCGCGCGGCCGAGACGCGGCGGCAGCCGCGACGACGACGUUUUCGUCGUCGUCGUCGUCGUCCGCGAUCAUCGCCGUCCGCGGCGACGUCGCGACGAGCGCCGUGAACCGCCGCGAGGCGACCCUCGCGACCGCGGCGACGAUGGCCGCCCUCUUCGCUCCCGAGCCCGCGCUCGCGACCCCCCCGCGCCAGACUAUGCAAGUCCCGGAGUCGGACUACAAGCCCAUCCCCGGCACGAACCCGCCGAUCAUGUACGCGGACGUCAAGGGCGGGAGCGGAUCGGAGGGCGGCGUCAAGCCCGGUCAGGCGCGUCCCAUCUCACGCCGGUUCCCAUCCGACCGCGUAGGCGUGGUGAACGCCGAUCCUUUAGGCCUUUUGCCGGCGUGUCUCUCCGCCCAGCUCUCGAUGCGCGUCGCCGUCCACUUCGACGUCAAGUUUCGAAGGCUCACCAUCGCGACGUCGCGGCAGGGCGCGGGCGUCACGGGGGGCACGCCGUACGGGUUCACGGUCGGCACGCCCGCGGGGACACCGGGCGGGCCUGCCGCCCGAGUACGCGUACGGGAACCAGCAGGUGCGUUCUGUACAAACGUUUUUCACCCACCGCUCGGUUUCAACAUUUAA